AAUUUCUAUAUAACCCAAGCAACCCAAAACCAACCAAAUUGCCAAGCCCAACAAUGGCCCUCUUAUCACCACCUCCCUCCAAGCCUAAGCCUUACCCAUUUUCCCCCCUUUCACGAGCAAUUCAUAGGCCUGCUCAAGCAACAAAAAAUUUAAAUAUCUCGUGUGCUACAACAAAGUUAAGCCUAGUUAACAAGUUGAAUUGUUAUGGACUGGAAGGAAAAGUUAGAUUUACCAGAAGAGUAAUGCCAAUACCAAUUGUGAAUGCAGUGGCAACGCCGGUAUCAGAAAAUGGAAAAGAAUCGAAUUUUAAGAAAAUUCUGCUUUCUGAUGUUGUGGUAACGCGGCCUAGGAAUGUGCUUUUUGGUAGGAAGUGGAAUUCACUGGAUAUGGGCUCAGCUGCAGUGGUUGUGUCUAUGCAUUUGCUCUGUUUAUUUGCACCUUUUAGUUUCAAUUGGGCUGCUCUUGGGAUUGCAUUCUGGUUAUAUGUAAUGACUGGACUUCUGGGUAUUACACUUUCUUUUCACAGAAACCUUUCUCAUAGAAGUUUCAAACUUCCCAAAUGGCUAGAGUACUUUUGUGCUUAUUGUGGUGUCCAAGCACUUCAGGGGAACCCAAUUGAUUGGGUGAGUACUCAUAGGUACCACCAUCAGUUUUGUGAUUCAGACAAAGACCCUCACAGUCCUCUUGAAGGAUUUUGGGUCAGUCACAUGAGUUGGAUGUUUGAUACCAACACCAUUACUGAGAGGACUGGGAAGCCCAAUAAUGUGGGGGAUUUAGAGAAGCAAGGAUUCUAUCGGUUUGUUCGCGAUACUUAUAUUAUUCAUCCUGUAGCACUUGCAGCUCUGUUGUAUGCAGUGGGAGGAUUUCCUUACAUUGUCUGGGGCAUGGGGGUGAGAAUUGUGUGGGUAUACCACAUAACUUGGCUGGUAAAUUCAGCAAGCCAUGUAUGGGGAAAGCAGGCGUGGAACACUGGUGACUUAUCAAGGAACAACUGGUGGGUGGCAUUGCUUGCAUUUGGAGAGGGUUGGCACAACAACCACCACGCGUUUGAGUAUUCGGCCAGGCACGGGUUAGAAUGGUGGCAACUUGAUAUGACUUGGUAUGUAGUGAGGUUUCUUCAAGCUAUUGGAUUGGCCACUGAUGUCAAGUUGCCAACUGAAACUCAUAAAAAGAGGCUGGCUUUAGCUGACAGUUAGGACAAACAAAGUAUCGUUUGAGGUUCAACUUCCUCAAUGGUGUAUCACAUGAAAUUUAGAUUUUUGAGUGAUUUUUUGCCUCUACUAAUGUAACUACACAGACUUUACGUUGAGCACACGGGUGAAGCUUCUUUCUUCUUCUCCUCCCUUUUGUAACUACUUGGAAUGAAAGCUACAUUUGCUCAA
Molecule: messenger RNA, 1382 nt
Organism: Lycium ferocissimum
Lineage: Eukaryota; Viridiplantae; Streptophyta; Magnoliopsida; Solanales; Solanaceae
Product: palmitoyl-monogalactosyldiacylglycerol delta-7 desaturase, chloroplastic
Exons: 5
Coding region: 54-1196 (380 amino acids)
Biological process (GO): lipid metabolic process
Cellular component (GO): endoplasmic reticulum membrane
Molecular function (GO): oxidoreductase activity, acting on paired donors, with oxidation of a pair of donors resulting in the reduction of molecular oxygen to two molecules of water
Source: RefSeq, a predicted model, not a curated record